AUGCUCGGCAGCGCCCUUGGCGAGCGCAACAGUUCGGGUUCAGAUGGCCUCGCGCCCCGCGUGGGCUUCCUGCAGCCGCCUGCCAGGCGCAGCGUGCACAAGCGGGCGAGCAAGCUGCCGCCACUCGGAGGGGGCAGGGGCAGCGCACCAGAGUUCGAGAAGUCGGAGCCCGAGUCGGAGCCGCUCCUGCUGCUCCCCAAGAGCGGCUUCCCCGGCAGCCACGACAG
Molecule: messenger RNA, 227 nt
Organism: Prorocentrum cordatum
Lineage: Eukaryota; Dinophyceae; Prorocentrales; Prorocentraceae
Source: the annotation of a GenBank genome assembly